AUGAUGAUAGUUUUCAGUCCUGGGCCCAUUGGACUGACGGAGCGCGGGUUUCAAAUUGUUAGAGAUGCUAGGAAGCGGUAUGAGUCGAUGUUUUUGCAGUUACUACGCACGAAAGACACUGAAUCGAUGGCCAUCGUCAAGAUGACCACGCUUUCCACGGUGCACCGCUGGCUAGAGGUCCAAGCAAAUCGCGGUGCUCGCUACGGGAUCGAGGCCAUUGUCCAUGGCGGCGGCGAGAUUGGAAUUCGCGGUAGUUUCGUCGCUGAUGUCUCGCUGGCCAGACUU
This is a messenger RNA of Mesorhabditis spiculigera, 285 nucleotides long. NCBI's taxonomy places the organism in Eukaryota, Metazoa, Nematoda, Chromadorea, Rhabditida, Rhabditidae. The record is from the annotation of a GenBank genome assembly.